AUGGAGAAAAUGUUUAAUACUACUACUACUACUACUACUACUACUACUACUACUACUACUACUACUACUACUACUACUACUACUACUACUACUACUACUACUACUACUACUACUACUACUACUACUACUACUACUACUACUACUACUACUACUACUACUACUACUACUACUACUACUACUACUACUACUACUACUACUACUACUACUACUACUACUACUACUACUACUACUACUACUACUACUACUACUACUGUGGCGUGUAAUAAUAAUAAUAAUAAUAAUAAUAAUAAUAUUAAUAAUAAUAAUAAUAAUAAUAAUAGAAUCCUUAUGGUUUGUGUACAAUAUGAAAUAAAUCAUUGUAGAAUACCAUUUCAUUUUGCGGCUUAUUUAAUAUUAUUAUGA
Molecule: messenger RNA, 402 nt
Organism: Schistosoma rodhaini
Lineage: Eukaryota; Metazoa; Platyhelminthes; Trematoda; Strigeidida; Schistosomatidae
Source: the annotation of a GenBank genome assembly